Messenger RNA from Pyrus x bretschneideri (Chinese white pear), 971 nucleotides. RefSeq lists its product as uncharacterized. The coding region runs from base 181 to 633 and encodes 150 amino acids. The record is from RefSeq and is a predicted model, not a curated record. NCBI's taxonomy places the organism in Eukaryota, Viridiplantae, Streptophyta, Magnoliopsida, Rosales, Rosaceae. The transcript has a single exon.
GUCCAUUUUUCGCUUUUUCUAGUAUCGCUUGUAUAUAAAGUUCACAAAGAAAUAUAAUAUAAUAUAAAUCUUACCACAUUAAGAAACCUUUAUUCUUUGCUAAAAUGUGAACUACCCUUUUGGCCUCUCUCCCCAAGUCAACCUUAUCUUUGCGAUGGUAGAAGGAUAAGCACCAAAACAAUGGAGGACACCACAUGGGAGCAAAAACUCAAUGCCCUAACCCACAUCCUAAUCAACCCUACAACCGCACCAUCUCCCCACUCCCAGCUCUUCAUCGCCACCCAAAUCCCCUGCUACCUCAACUGGGACUACCCUCCAAUCCUCUGCACCAAAUCCACCUUCCCUCCCAUCCACCUCCAAUUUGCCAUCUCCCUCUUCCUCAAAAGGGUCUCCAGAUUAGGGCUCCCCCAGACCUCCUGGAGGUCCAAGUGCCCUUACCAGCUGCCCCCGCCAUUGGUCCUUGCAAAGGGCGUAGAGGAAGCUCAGUGGGGUGAGGAGCAGAGGAUAGAGAGGUUUAGGAAGAGGAUGAGGAGAAAACGACUUGGUAGUGAUGUGAAUCCUUUGCUUCCUAUUUUGGUUCCCAAUAUGUUGUUGUUUUUUCUUCUUCUUUGGAACCCUAGUAUCGAAAAUUAGACAAAUUUUAGGGUCAGAGGCUUCCGUGUCGCGUUAUCCUUCACUCAAGACAUACAAAGAUUCCUGUAUUCGGAUCUGCCCACAUGAAUCCGUGUGGGAUCCGAAUACAGGGAGUUUUUCUUGUGUCUUGCGCGGAUGCGUGACGCGACACGGAAAUCUCUACCCUAAAAAUUAAGUUGUACUUGGACUAGCUUAGCUAAAAGUGGUUCUUCUUAAUUGUAUCUUAAUUUGUAUCUGAGUUUCUGGGAAUCUGUGUUUUAUUUAUGUUUUCGGGAUGUAUAAAAGAAUGAAUUUGUACUAGCUUAGCUUUCAGCUGAAAUCAGUAGUCUUUACAGAUA